Papilio polytes (common Mormon) is the source of this 5785-nucleotide messenger RNA. It is a transcript of the gene Nup214, whose product is annotated as nuclear pore complex protein Nup214. Gene Ontology annotation, cellular component: nuclear pore. Bases 162 to 5318 code for a protein of 1718 amino acids. Lineage: Eukaryota; Metazoa; Arthropoda; Insecta; Lepidoptera; Papilionidae. The transcript has 28 exons. Gene Ontology annotation, molecular function: structural constituent of nuclear pore; protein binding. Gene Ontology annotation, biological process: RNA export from nucleus; protein import into nucleus. The record is from RefSeq and is a predicted model, not a curated record.
AAAAUAUUGAAACGGAUAAAAGCGAUCACAUUUUUGUUUCAAAGUGUAUUUAUGUUAUGGCUUUAUUUCUAUUUGUUCUAAUAAAUGUGAUUUUCAAAGAAUAAGUCUAGCAUUUCGAUACCACCGCGUAUUGAUUUUUUUCUACUUGAUUUCACUUAAAAAUGGAAGUUCAAUGUGGACAGAACGCUAUUGAUGAGCCGGAUCUACUAUAUAAACUUCAACGCAAGAUCAAGGUUUUCAACACAAGCAGCUCUUUACCAAAUCGAGGCUACAAUUUAGUCGCUAGCUGUAGUAAAUAUGGCAUUGUUUUUGUUCUUGCACCUAAUUCAGUAUUAUCAGCCUAUUAUUUAAAAGAUCUGAUAGACAAGGAAAGUGAGCCUCAUCAUGUACCAUUAAAACUCCAAGCAGAACCAACCUUUAUUGCUGUAAAUUGUGAUCAAGAAUGGUUAGCGGUUAUAAGCACAACUAUGCUCUUUGUGUAUAAGAUUCUCGAUUUUCAAAAUCCGAAUAUAUCACCAUCUUUCUCUAUUAAGUUGGAUAUAAACCCAUCUACUUUUGUCUCUGCUGUGCAAUGGAAUCCUUGUAUACCAGACACUAUAGCUAUCGCAUUCUUCGAUGGCACUCUACUUGUCAGUCAGGUCACUACCAUGCAAGUCAAAAAGAUGCAAGCCAAUGUCAGGUGCAUUUGCUGGAGUCCGAAAGGCAAACAACUUGUUACUGGUAACAAUGAUGGCUCGCUCUGUCAGUAUAAACCAGAUCUCUCACCAAUGAAGAUGGUACCAGCCCCGAAUCUAUUUGAAGGGGCUCCGAUUGAAGUCCUAGCGAUACAUUGGAUAGCAACAUAUCAAUUUCUAGUGGUUUACAAACAUGCCACAGAAAAUGUACGACCAGCCGUCACAAUUGUCAAUACACCGAAAGGUGGCCAGCAAUGUUGCCUCAAUUUUGAAGAUAUUUGCUACAGUUUGGGCUCAAAUAGACCAUGGUAUUAUUACCUGAAUGGAUUAAUGCAAUGGAAUAUGAUACUAACAUCGUCAUCAAAUAGUUCGGAGAUAGCAACUCUUGCUGCGCCUGAUGGAUGUAACUGGAAGCAAUGGUGUCAGAUUGAUGAAGCAAGACCUGAAUUACCUUUGACAGAUGGGAAUAAAGAUAAUUAUCCAGUUGGCUUGUGUGUUGAUACUUGUGCUGUUCAUCAACUGCCUUGGGGUGAGAAUGACACAUUGCCACCAAUGCCACUACUCCUGGUGCUAUCCCAUACUGGGAUGUUGUCAAUUUUCAAUAUCAUCAAUUUAAAGAAGGAUGCCGCGGUGUUCUGCACUCCGCCACAGAUAUUAACAUUACCUAAUAAUGUUAUGACAAGUUCUAUUCCUGAUGAUGUUCCACAGUCUGUGCCAGUUACACACUCUGCUCCUGUCGUUCAACAGCCGCAACCACAACCAUUGCAACAAAUUCAAGCACCAACUCCCGUCCAGCUUGCAGCGGGGACUCAGCUCGGGCUAGCAGAUACUAACGUCACUGUACAACAGAUACCCAAAUCUCAAGCUGCACCAGGAUUACCUGCCGCUCCGCCACAGAUUCCAGAAGUAAAGCCGAUUGAAACAAAACCUCAACCGCCACCUCCUCAAAAUAUAGUUACAUCGACUCCUAAACCAACGAAAGUGGAAAUAUCUGAAUCUCCAAUACAACAGACACAAGAGAUAAACGCUGCACUCAAAAGUGAACAGGAGAGAGUUAAUAAAAUCAAAUUUAAUGAAGAACUGAUGAACAUGCUUAUUCGAGAAGUUAAUGAUUUCCAACUGGAAUUAUACAACUUUCAAGUGAAAUCCAGAGAUGCUCAUAUAAUAUUGCAACAAGAGAUAGAAUCAAUGGGAUCUAAUAUGAACAUAAAAUCUCAAGAUGCGAUACAGUUGAAGAAUGACAGCGCGGUGAGAGAGAUACAGGAGAGUGUGGGAAUGUUGAAGUUGGAGCUCGUACGUAUAUGUGGAGCGGUGGCUGAGGCUCGCACACGCGCUGAGACAAGGCAAAUGCAGGAAUGGAGUCAAGCGGAUCCUCUGACGAUGAAGCGCAUGUCCGCAGUCAAGAAACUCGCCUACUACGUGCAGACACAGCUCGACCAAGCGCACAAAGCGUUAGAUUAUAAGUGGAACGAAAUGUCUAUACAUAGACAAUACGAAAGACCUGGAGAGCGAAUGCUUCGACCAAUAUUGGACGAUAUCUACCAACCUCUUGUGAAACAACAAGAAAUACUGACCCGACAGAAGGCGGUGCUCAAAGCAUUGAGGAAUACAUUGAGAGAGUGCAGCGACGUUGCACCCAUUAUGAAAUCUACAUCCAUUUUGAGAAGCACCCCAUUCAGAAACAAAAUUGAUCCACUCUCCAAAGUAACCAGAAGCAUCUACAAUAUGAGUUUGGAGCCAGAACAAGAUUAUAGAGAACAGAUGAUGUCAAAUCAGAAGCUUGACGCGUUACGGGAUAUGCUGUCAAAUCACAAAACUGUCAAAAUUAAACCUGUCAAUAUCGAGCUGGGAGAAAAGUUGAUUGAAAUGAGACUGAAGUACGAGAACAGUGUAAAGGAAAGGAAAGCAAUGCUGGAAAAACAACAACAGCAACAACAACAACAACAACAACAACAACAACAACAGGAUAUUCUGAAGAAACAACAAUCUCAAACUAUUAAAGUACAACAAGAAAUAAAACCUGAUGUAUCCAUGAAUCGUGAAGCACAAAUAAUUAAAUCUGAACCAAAGAUUGAAACGGCAAAGCCUCAGUUAAAUGUCCCAUCUUACAAACCUAGUAAUGUGCAGUCAUACAAACCUGGAAUGGCUAGUGUUGCGAGAACAUUGUUCACUGAAGAACCAAAACCGGAGCCAGCAAAGUUCCAAGUCAAUCAGCCGACACCAAAACCAGUUCCAGUGCAAACAGCGCCUAAACCGGAAAAAACCAAACCACAAAAUACAAUGCCGGUGUCCAGAUCCACUCUCAGCCUGCUCAAAGAUAUGUUACAGAAUAAAGCUCAAGCUAAUAACGUACCUAGAAAUGAUGCCAACAGAUUUAUGGGACAACCUAUAUGCACGCCCCCUGGAUAUGCAAUGUCCAGCCAAGCCUCGUCGAUAACAGCUAACAUGGCUGAAAUAGAUCAAUUGCGUAAUAAAAUGCAGCAAAAAGCUGCAGCCGCUUCCAAACUACAAUUAUCCAGUGCUGACAUAAAAUCUAGUGAGACCGGCGAGGCCGAAGGUACCUCGAAUAAACCUCUUGCAGAGAAAGCUAGCACUAAUGUAUUUACUUUGAAACAAACUGCUCCUUUAGCUGCUGCAAAAGUCAUUAAUGUACCAGAUAUAGUAAAGACCAGCAACCAAGCCGCAACAAAAGUAGAGUCGAAGACUAAAGAAGAGGUGAAAGAUAAGGAAAAAUCUAUGAUAAAACUGAAAGAAAAUGUCCCAGAAAAAGAAAACAAAAAGGUGCUAAACGAACCCCAAAAACCGACAGACGAUAAGAAAGAUGAAGCGAAACCAUUUAAUUUAUCUAAUAACCAAAAGCCUGCUUUCUCGUUAACACCAUCAAUGCAAAUUACCAACUUGCAAACAGAGUCAACGACAAACGCCACUUCAGUUUUUCAAUCUCCAAUAACAUCUACAUCUUCCAUAAAAGAAACAACACAAGUGCAAAAACCUGAAGCGGUUGGCACUUCACAUCCAUCUUCUAUAUUCGGUGCAGCGUAUACUGCACAGAAGGAGCAAGAUAAGCCAACCCCAACAUCUCCAACUGGAUCCAUAUUCGGAACUAAAUCACCAUCUAAUUUCUUUGGAACAAAUGUAUUUGGAUCAUCAACUACUACUACGACUUCAACUUCUACUGCAAAGUCUAUUUUUAGUAGCGCUGUAUUAACAACUACUUUCCCUACUUCCACUACUAUAGCCGUAACUGAACCGAAAACAACCGCUUCUGAUUCUACUACAGAUGCAACUAAAGGCCAAGCUACAACUCAAAUCACUCCAACUACCACUUCUACGGAAACCACCAAAACUCUACCAGUAGUCAGUACUACUGACGCAACUGUGACACAGAGUUCAAUAAUUGCAAUAACGCCUACACCUGUUCUCACAACCACAUCUACAGCCAGCGUAACAACUGCAACAACACAAAGUGUGUUAAACACCGCCACAACCACUUCGAGUGCGACAACAACUAGUCAACAAUCCAUUUUUACUGGUACAACCCAAGAGUCUAUCUUCGGGAAAUCCACACCUUCACAAGCCUCGAUAUUUGGAUCUACACAAACGACUCAAAGUGAUUCUACAGCUCCCAUUACAACACAAGCCUCGAUGUUCGGAACCGCCACAACACAAGCUUCAGUAUUUGGAACUUCUACGGCAACUACUCCAGCGUUAGUAUUUGGAACUACAACAACAACAACAGGAAGUUUAAUAUUUGGAACUCCAACUGCGACAACAAAAGCUUCGAUAUUUGAAACUCCCACAACACAAGCUUCAAUAUUCGGAACACCGACAACAACACAGUCUUCGUCGUUAUUUGGUGGCGGAGAAGGAAACUUAUUUGCUGCGGCAACUAUAUCUACAACGAGCGCAGCGACGCCGGCUAGCGGAGGAAAUAUUUUUGGAGGAAGUUCCGGUUCAAUAUUCGGCGGUGGCAGUACAAAUGUAUUUGGAAGCAAAACGACGUUUGGACAAUCUAACCAAGCAGCGUCUAUAUUCGGAGCUGCAAAUGCGUCUCUCGAACAGGAUACUGGCAACAACUUCUGGGGCAGCGGGAAUACUGGAAGUGCAUUUGGAUCUACAGGAUUUAGUCAACAACCAACAACCCAAGCGUCCAUGUUCGGUACUAGCGGCGGCAGUUUCAGUGCUCCAGCUACUGGCCAGCCACUGGGCAGCCCGCAAGCCAGUGCCUUUGCUGGCGAAGCCAAGUCUGUCUUCGGUACUCCUCAGCAACAAACUGCACCAGCUUUUGGCGGUUCACCGGUAUUCGGUUCAAAGCCAGUUUUUGGACAAUCUGCAAGUUUCGGUUCGUCUGCAAGUUUCGGUGGUUUUGGUGGUUUAAACAAGAGCCCUACUGGUUUCGGGGCGCCGGCGACUUUCGGCGGCGCUCCCGCAUUCGGAGCCCCGGCCUUCGGUAGCACGUCGCCAGUGUUCGGAGGUGCAGCCCCAACUCCUGGCUUUAGUUCACCGACACAAUCGAACUCUACAUUCGAAACGUUGGCCAGUCAGAACACGAUCACGUUCGGCAACCUGGCGCAGUCCGCGCACCACAACCAGCCGCAGCCCAGCUUUAAUACGUCGCCAUCAUUCACUGGUUGGCGCGGUUGAUUUCACUACAAGAAGGGUGCGACACGGAUGAUUAAUAAAUAUUCUAUUGUAUUUCUUUCUAUUUUAAAUAUAAUACAGUGCGAGUGACACUUUAAUACACUCAGAGUCGUUAAAUGGUCACUAAGGGAGUGAUAGUGCAGAUUUAAGAUGCAAUAUCUAAGGACAUCGAGUCUCGAGUCGCAGUUUUAGGUCACUUAGCAGUCCCUUAGUGUGGAUCUCUCAAAGUAAAUCCAUCCUAUAAAUAACCAUUAGUGACCAUUUUAUGUCUUAAGCAUUUAACUUUUUGUAGUGAUGUAGUUUUCGUAGAAUUUUUCAUGUUUAAAAUAUUAUUGCAUAAAUGUAUUGACUUAUAUUCUUCUUUUCUUAAAUAUAAAAAAGCUUAAGUAAAAAUCAUGAAUGAUAAUAAUAAUAUUCAAUAUGUUAUAAACACACACACUUAUGUUGUAAACAUUAAAAGACUUUCUUUA